CUCUUUCUUGCCUUCCUUCUCACGGCUAUGAAAGCGGACUGCUCGACGGUAUGAAGCGUAGCCACGAGGCAAUCCCCUUCAUCCCUCUUAGUGAGGGCUCGGAUGGAGAAGAUCCAGUCAAGGCCCAAGCCACCAGCUACCAAAAGAAUCAAGGACGCUAUCGCCGCUGGCAUUUGGUGGCCUGGAUCCAGAGCAUCUUGAUCGUUCUCCUUCUUCUUAUCUGCUUCUACUUAUCCUGGCGAGCGCCAAGUGACUUGACUUGUAGCCGGGUCGUCUCCCCAUACUCUCCCCUAUUCGAUGUCCCCGAUUUGAUCAAAUACGAAGAGUACGACCUCCCGCUCUUCUUCAACGAACCCUCCCCGUUCCGAGGUCCUCCCAACCCGGAAAGGGAGAAACUCUGGGAGGAUGCAUGGCACAUGCCGAUGAUCGGAGUUCCAGCGGACAAGCUUCCAGCCAUGAACAAGUCGCGUUCAGGGUUAGACUACAAGCACGUCCCCACCGAGGCCGGCGACGGAUACAUCGCGCAGGUAGAAGUGUUUCAUCAGCUUCACUGUGUGCACAUGCUUCGGCAAUGGGCAUAUAAGGAAUACUGGACCGAUCAAGACCUCCCCCUUCCGGGGGGCAUGUCUCCGGACUCGCAACUCGCCCGAAUGCAUCUGGAUCACUGUAUCGAAGUGCUCCGAGUCAACAUCAUGUGUACCUCGGACGUGACACCGAUCUUAAUCGAACUGGACCCAAAGGCCCCUUUUGGCGAGAGAGCGGACUUUCGAUCCAACCAUAAAUGCCGGAAUUUCUGGGACAUUCAUAAAUACGUCACCGAGAACGCGGUUACGGCUUGAAGAUGCUCUCUACCUAGAAAGUAGACUUGAUGUAACACGAGAAUAUGCAGACAAAUCAGAAAUUAUAGCUC
Molecule: messenger RNA, 910 nt
Organism: Aspergillus brunneoviolaceus CBS 621.78
Lineage: Eukaryota; Fungi; Ascomycota; Eurotiomycetes; Eurotiales; Aspergillaceae
Product: oxidase ustYa family protein
Exons: 7
Coding region: 51-839 (262 amino acids)
Biological process (GO): mycotoxin biosynthetic process
Source: RefSeq, a predicted model, not a curated record